Molecule: messenger RNA, 1587 nt
Organism: Schistocerca nitens (vagrant locust)
Lineage: Eukaryota; Metazoa; Arthropoda; Insecta; Orthoptera; Acrididae
Exons: 8
Coding region: 70-1323 (417 amino acids)
Source: RefSeq, a predicted model, not a curated record
UUCUUGCAGUAGUUAAUCUUCAGUUACACAGACUGUCUGUAAGACAGAGUUUACUGCAUUUGCCCAAAUAUGUACACAUUUCUUAUACUUUCACUGGUUAUAACCCUUGUUUUAAAGUGUUUCAGUUCAGAACCACACUCACCAGUUUUUGGAAUUUAUCAACAUCCAGGGACAUUGUAUCACUUUAAAGUCAUUGUUUUCUUCAUAUUGCUCUCUUUCAGAAAAUUCUUACACAUCCUGUGGAAAUCUGAUGCUGGAUAUGGUGUUAAAUCCAGGGUAUCUGCAGAAAGCAUGGAUUGUAUGCAGACAUUAUCACAACAUCCUAAGGCAAUUGAUGCUGUGUAUUUUAAUUUGGCAAAUGAAGAAGGGUGGCACCUGAUUACUGGAACUGCCCAUCGACCGCAUGGUGUAGUUAAUGGCUUCCUUUAUGUGAAGGUUCCUAAUAUAGGGCUCCUAAUGUCUCCAAAACUGCCUGACACCAUGAUGUUCAGAAAUGAACAGGAGAGGAAAGACAAAUAUGGAGCAGAGGGACUAGUCAUUGCACCAUUUCAGCCAAUGAGAACAUGGGAAUUGCAGUACAAAGGAAAAAUGAAGUCAAGUACUGAUGAAAACAAAUUAUUUGAUGUUGAAAUCAAUGCAGUUUGGAGUUCUGAAUACCGGUAUUUUGAUUAUGAUACUGACAUGGAUCCUUUGUGUAUCUCACGUGCUAUGGCUUUAGAGACAUGGAGUAGAGAAUAUUUCCAAAAUGUGCGAAGUUCCCAUCAGACUCACUAUGAACAAUUUGGGAAGUUACAUGGUAAAGUGACAGUGAAUGGAAAACAGUACACAGUAAAGAUGGAUGGUGUAAGAGAUCACAGUUAUGGGGAAAAACGUGAGUGGAAGAAUUUUCAUCGUUAUGUGCUGCACUACAUUACUCUUGAAAAUGGAAUGAAAAUAUCAGCUGGUAUCAUAUGUGCACCACUAGCUUUCUCACGAUUGGAAAUUGGUUAUGUGUAUCAAGAAAGUGGAGAACCAAUACCAUUAAAUGGCUGUAACCUUAAACUGUACCAACAUGGGGAAGGUGGUACACCUCCAACCCAUUAUGGUUUUUCUUUUGAAGCAGGAGGAAUAUGGUACCAUGUUCAAGUAGAAAUCUUUGAGAGAUCUGAAUUUUAUAUUGGUUGGGAGUGGGAAACACGUGUGGUGGAAUGCCUAGGAAAUUUUAAAGUGAAUGGAGUUAAAGGCUGGGGUGCAGCUGAAUGGCAGUACCGUCACAUGGGGGGUCGUCCAGAUGAUGUAGCUUCCAGUGAUCCAGAAUGGGCAAAAUCCAUUGAAAAGACAUAAAUACUAUUAUAAAAGUGUAUAUUCAUGUGCUGGGUGUCACAUCAUAGACUCCUUUAUGUUUCAAAAGAUUAAUUUGUUAUCUUGAUGUGAGUGAACUGAUUUGUAUAUUAUGUUAUGAAAAAGUAAAUUUUGAUCCAUAAACAAUGUAAUUUCCAUUUACAAUUAUUGAGUAAUCAUUGCAGCAUUUGCAUUGGAUAUCAGAAUAUCUCACAUUUGCAACUGAAGUUUCAUGAAGUGCUUUAGUUAAUGUAUUACCCUCUUUAG